Messenger RNA from Solanum verrucosum, 2712 nucleotides. RefSeq lists its product as uncharacterized. Lineage: Eukaryota; Viridiplantae; Streptophyta; Magnoliopsida; Solanales; Solanaceae. The transcript has 5 exons. Gene Ontology annotation, biological process: DNA transposition. The record is from RefSeq and is a predicted model, not a curated record. Bases 1 to 2712 code for a protein of 903 amino acids. Gene Ontology annotation, molecular function: transposase activity; zinc ion binding; DNA binding.
AUGGGCCCUUCUUUGUUCCUUUUUCUUGGGUUGAAUUUGAAGAUGAUUGACAAAGUCGACUUGAUUUUUCACUACGGGGGUACAUGGGUAAUUUCUCCUGAGCUAUUAUAUAAUCAGAAUUCGGUGAAUGUUUUGUCUGGGUAUGAAGCCAAUAAUGUUAGAUUUGCUGAUGUUUGCGAAGAGUUCACAAAGAAUUUAGGGUUCACUAAAGUAAAUCAACUUUUAGUAACUGGACCUUCUGGAAGGUAUUAUUUGGUGACAGACGAUGACGGUAUGAGAACUUUGCAGUACUUAUUCAGUAAGAAGUUUAGAGUGAUAAAUUUCUUUGCUGUAAAUUCUUCUGAUUUGAGUAUUUUUGCUCAAAACAUCACAUAUCAUACUGAGACAUAUACUGUGGAUGUUGAUGUAGUUUCUGACCAAGAAAGUAGUUCUAGUGAAUUUGACGAAUCAGAUUCUAAUGAUUAUAAUGAGGAAGAACUUGAGGUCUUUAGCCAAGAAAAAAGAAGGGGUGUGACUGAUACUUUGGAGAAUUAUAAAGUUUUAGAGAAAGGGCAAACAUUUAAGGAUAUCCCGGAAGCUAGAAGGGUAAUAAGCUUCUAUGCAAUGGCCAAUCGUUAUGGACUAAGGGUGAAGAAAACCGAUACAACUAGGGCCGGGUAUAAAUGUGUUGAAGGCUGCCCCUUCACAGUUUUAGUAUCAAAGGAUAAGAAAAGUAGUACUUGUUCCAUCAAAACAUUGAAUUCAGUACAUACAUGUGAUUCUACUUAUAAAAAUCCGAGGGCUAAUGCUAACACACUAGCACAUUUAUUCAAGAGAAAAGUUCAGUAUAAUCCUCAAUUUAAGGUAAAAGACAUGUGUGAAGAGUUAGAGACUAUUUUUAACAUGAAUGUGUCUACAUCUAAGGUUAAAAGGGCUAAGAGGCUGGCUCUUGAAAAACUAGAAGGGAGUUUUCUUGAUGACUAUAAUAAACUUGAAGCAUAUGGACAAGAACUUAGAACUUCUAAUCCGGGAAGUGAUGUUGUUAUCAAUAUAUCAAAAGAAGCUCUUUUACAAGGAAAGAGGAAGUUCUUAAGGAUGUACAUUUGUUUCAAAGCAUUGAAGGAUGGAUGGAAAAGUGGUUUGAGACCACUUAUUGGGCUGGAUGGUACUUUUUUGAAGGGAAGAUAUAAGGGGCAACUAUUAGUUGCUACGGGUCAAGAUUGUAUGAACCAUUUUUAUCCUAUUGCAUGGGCAGUGGUGGAUAAGGAGACAGGCAGGACAUGGGAAUGGUUUUUGGAGCUUUUGAAGUGUUCUUUGAAUCUUAAAGAUGGACAUGGAGUGACAUUCAUCUCAGAUAUGCAAAAGGGGUUAAUUGAUGCUAAGAAGAGUGUGUUUCCUGAAGCUAAGUACAGAUAUUGUGUAAGGCAUAUUGAGGCUAAUUGGUGUAAAAGGUGGAGGAGUGGACAAGCCAAGAAACUUAUGUGGUGGUGUGCAUGGGCCACAUAUGUUGAAGACUUUGAAGAUCAAUUGAGAAAAUUAGGAGACAUAGAUGAAGAAGCUGCCAAAGACCUGUUGAAAUAUAAACCUCAAACUUGGUGUCGGGCAUACUUUGAUACUCAAUGUAAAAAUAUCAUGGUUGACAAUAAUUUCACUGAGUCAUUUAAUGCAUGGAUUCUGGAAGCAAGGCAUAUGCCUAUCAUCAAAAUGUUGGAAGAAAUAAGGCUGAAGGUUAUGAGAAGGUUGGUUUCUAAUGAAGCAAAAGUUAGGAGUUGGAAGGGAAAUUUCAGUCCACCGUGCAUGAAGCUAUACAAUGUUUAUAGGGCAAUUGCUCAUGGAUGCAAGGUUGAGUUUAAUGGUGACUUUGGUUACGAAGUCACAAAAGGUGAUGAUAGACAUACAAUUAAUUUGAAGGAUAAAAGAUGCACAUGUAGGGCUUGGGACUUAUCGGGAAUACCAUGCCCCCAUGCUAUCAAGGCCAUGUUGUAUGAUAAGGUUGAACCAGGAACACAAAUACACUGGUAUUACUGUAAGGAGGCUUAUUUGCUAACUUACAAGAACAAAAUACAACCUGUUAGGGGAGUUAAAUUUUGGAAAGUCGAUCCAGCCCAAGCCAUGGAACCACCAGAAGCUGUGAAGACUGUAGGCAGGCCCAAACUUAAAAGAGAUAGAGUACCAGAUGAAGCAGGGAAAAGAAAGGGAGAGUGGAGUCAAUCCAGGAAGGGAUCAACCAUGCAUUGUAAAAAAUGUGGUGAACCUAACCAUAAUUCAAGGGGUUGUUAUAAUGACAAUACUCAAGGAGCUAGCUCUAGUUCAAAAAAUUGUAAAAAGAAAUGUAGUAAUACAACCUCAACUCCAAUGGUACAUCAUUCAGGUGACACAAAUGAUGAAGCAGAAAUAGAGUUUCAAACUGAAGUGGGGACACAACAAUCAGUUUAUUCAACCACACAACCUUAUGGUCCUGAAGUCUGUACUGAAGAAUACCCAUCACUUAGACCAAUGAAUAAACCUAAGCCAGCAAUUGGAUCAAGGAGAAUUGGAUUUACUGGAGAUGCUAGUGGAGUGUCAUUACCGAUAAAUUUGCCUUAUUCACCAACUAAAACUAUUUGGAAAGGUAAGGCAGCAACUACACUUCAUCAGCUACAAAAUGAAGGAAAGAAAAAGAGAUUGAAGAUGAUGGCUAGAAAGGGACAAGGAAUUCCAGAUAAUAUUGAUGACAAUGAUGUUAACUUUUAA